Messenger RNA from Harpegnathos saltator (Jerdon's jumping ant), 4709 nucleotides. It is a transcript of the gene dbo, whose product is annotated as Kelch-like protein diablo. The coding region runs from base 643 to 2508 and encodes 621 amino acids. Gene Ontology annotation, molecular function: protein binding. The transcript has 6 exons. Lineage: Eukaryota; Metazoa; Arthropoda; Insecta; Hymenoptera; Formicidae. The record is from RefSeq and is a predicted model, not a curated record.
GUCUAUAGUUCAGUCGAGUUCAUGAGCGGCCAGGAUACGCGGGUUACCGUGCAGGACGGGUAGUAAACGUCAAAAUGAGAGCACCCUCGUGAUAACUCUCGCGGUGCAGUGCAAGUACAAGUCGACAACAAUAACAACGAUAACAACGACGACGACGACGAGAACGGCGACGGCGACGGCGACGGCGACGGCGACGGUAACGGUGGCGGUGUCGUGCGGCAACGUCCGAUGUCUCGCGACAGGCACACACGCUGACGGGAAACUGCCCGAGACCAGCCGAAUCGCGGCAGCUCUCCCCUGUUGAUAUCGCCUGGCGGUCCAGGAAAGCAACGAAAGUGUGUACACGCAUUCUCCAUGACUUGUCAUUCCUACGUUUCGCAAUCGUGAUCGAAACGCCUAGUCCCUCGGAGUCGCGUGCACCGCGCUCCGCUGCCGCGUUCUUCGGUCUUUCCUAGUUCGGAGCAAAAAGCCAGGAGAAAGCAAAAGCCAUCGCGAGAUGUCAAGCGAGAAACUUUGUUUAUGUGCCACUUUGAUCUUCGACUUGUAUCAAUUACGACUGUAAUAUGUUUACAAGAGAAUCUCGAAAAGCACAACAUUAAGGGGCCUGCUGCAGGCACAUUUGAGACCUGCGGUGGUUGGUGAAUGGUGUUGCAGAUAGAUUCCGUGUGGGGCUGGGCGUCACCCCCGCUGCGCCUCCAGCUAGCCGGGGGGACCAGGGGUGCCUCGGGGAGAGCGGCUGCGGGUGCCCCAUCCUCGCAGAGGAUGGGUGAGAUAGUCGUAGAACGCGCUCCCUCCCCAGCACGCCUCAGUCAUACCUCCGAAAAGCAUCCACGCGCAACAUUAACAGAGCUCAAUGGUCUUCGCCGUCAUCGAGAACUGUGCGAUGUUGUUCUCAAUGUUGGCACCAGAAAGAUAUUCGCACAUCGUGUCAUCCUCUCAGCAUGUAGUCCAUACUUCAGGGCAAUGUUUACUGGGGAGCUGGCGGAAUCUAGACAAACUGAAGUAACAAUACGCGACAUAGACGAGAUGGCGAUGGAACUACUCAUAGACUUCUGCUACACUUCUCACAUUAUCGUCGAAGAAGCGAAUGUUCAAACUCUCCUUCCAGCAGCGUGCCUUCUUCAAUUAGCGGAAAUUCAGGAUAUAUGUUGCGAAUUUCUCAAACGCCAGUUAGAUCCAUCGAAUUGCUUGGGUAUCCGGGCGUUCGCGGACACGCAUUCGUGCCGCGAACUUCUGCGUAUUGCCGAUAAGUUCACUCAGCAUAAUUUUCAAGAGGUGAUGGAGAGCGAGGAAUUUCUGUUACUACCUGUCGGCCAAUUGGUAGACAUCAUUUCGUCGGAUGAAUUAAACGUGCGUACAGAGGAGCAGGUGUUUAGCGCCGUGAUGAAUUGGGUCAAGUACAACGUUACCGAAAGACGGCAGCAUCUGGCCCAAGUUCUGCAACAUGUGAGACUGCCGUUGCUCAGCCCGAAAUUCUUGGUCGGCACCGUCGGCUCCGAUCUGCUGGUUCGAUCCGACGACGCCUGUAGAGACCUAGUGGAUGAAGCGAAGAAUUACCUGCUCUUGCCGCAAGAGAGACCGUUGAUGCAGGGACCCAGAACAAGACCCAGGAAACCCACGAGACGAGGAGAGGUGUUGUUCGCCGUGGGUGGUUGGUGUUCGGGCGAUGCUAUUGCUAGCGUCGAGCGAUUCGAUCCUAACACCGCCGACUGGAAGAUGGUGGCGCCGAUGAGCAAACGAAGAUGCGGAGUGGGCGUAGCGGUGUUGAACGACCUGUUGUACGCAGUCGGCGGUCACGACGGCCAGAGUUACUUGAACAGCAUCGAGCGAUACGAUCCGCAAACGAACCAGUGGUCUUGCGACGUAGCCCCGACUACUUCUUGCCGAACCAGCGUCGGUGUCGCCGUGUUGGACGGAUUUCUAUACGCGGUCGGUGGCCAAGACGGAGUCCAAUGCCUUAAUCAUGUGGAGAGGUAUGACCCUAAAGAAAAUAAAUGGUCUAAAGUGUCGCCAAUGACAACCAGAAGAUUGGGAGUAGCCGUUGCUGUGCUCGGAGGUUAUUUAUAUGCCAUCGGCGGGUCUGAUGGGCAGGCACCCCUUAAUACGGUAGAGAGAUACGAUCCAAGGCAAAACAAGUGGACCCAAGUGUCCCCGAUGUCUACGAGACGUAAACAUCUAGGCUGUGCUGUAUUUAAUAAUCUAAUUUAUGCUGUGGGAGGACGAGACGAUUGCAUGGAGCUCUCCAGUGCGGAACGUUACAAUCCCCAUACGAAUUCCUGGAGUCCUAUUGUAGCGAUGACAUCUAGGAGAAGCGGGGUGGGUCUAGCGGUAGUAAACGGUCAAUUGUACGCGGUAGGUGGCUUCGACGGGACAGCGUAUCUGAAAACAAUCGAGGUAUACGAUCCGGAGCAGAACCAAUGGAAGCUGUGCGGCUGUAUGAAUUAUAGGAGACUCGGCGGAGGUGUGGGAGUGAUGCGAGCUCCACAAACCGAGAACUACAUUUGGUAGCUCAGGCCCCCCUCUUCAGCCCAAACGGCUGAAACUCCUCUAACUCCUCUCACACCGGUAACGCCAGUUACUCCUGUAACCCCUCCUGCCCCCGUAUCGGUUCCUGUUGUUAUAACUAAUACUAGAAAACGCUACCGUCGAUCAAUGAGUAUUAUAUAAUUAAUGUGUAUGCAUUUUGUAAGACUUUGCCUUUCGAAAAUUCCGCGAGAGCCGAGUCCGGCGUUUUACUACGUUUUACCUUCUCUCUUGUUCUUACUUUUCAAUUCACCACCGACUCCGAGAUAGCUUGUUCGUUCGAUCGAGACGUGUACGGGUUCCAUGCAUACGGCGAAGGAAAGUUGCGACAACCCGCUCGAGUUACUGCCGUUUACUUUAAUAUAUUUACACACUUCUUCGAAACUUUAUCGUUAUUUUAUAGGAAUUUCCUCGUGAACGCUACACUAUGUGUAUUUUAUUGUGUUUACACGAUACGAAUUUCAAUCGCUUUAGACUUAAGUGUCUAUAGGAAUUUUCGGGAAAAAGAAAGGGCUGCUACUUUGCAUUUGCCACGCACGUAAAUUGAGGACAACGUUUUCUCACACGAAAAGAAAGAAAGGCAAAUUCUCUCUCCCCUCGGACAUUCGCCAGGAAAAUAUGUGUUUUCGAUGAGCAGUUUCCAUUCUCCUUCAGUGAAUGAAAUCGAAAAAAAUGUAUAAGCUUUCAGUUGAUAGUCUUAAUUUAAUUAAGCGAAAGGUUGCUUUUGCACCUAUUGCAAGGAAUGUAAUAUAAGACACUGAUUUCUCGUAAGAGUAGACUGCUUUUAUUAAGUGUAUGGAUAUCACGUUCUGUUCCAUAAGACUGAGUGUUAACCAGGAAACAUUCAAAUACUAAAUCGUGAUAAACAGUUACAAUCUGUAUUCUCUCGCAAAGAUAUGAAAGUCAGAAUAACACCCGCACUUGCAGUGCGAGACCCUGCGAAUAAUUCGAGUAAUACCGAAUUCAUUUGACGCAUUUAUUAUGUUAUCAACGAUUUAUUAUUAUGCCAAGUGCGUCGACGCGCUUGCUCGAGAAAAGCAAUAUAUUAUAUAUGAAAAUAUUUGAAAUUAUAAAUUAUUUUAAUAUAUGAAAAUAUUUGAAAUUAUAAAUUAUUUAAACGCGACAUUUGACAUCUCGUUCUUUCGUCUUGCUGCAAAGAUAUGCCAUUUAACCGACAUCCGUUGUAUAUGUUUAAGUCAACAGAGGAGUAGCCUUAUCGUACAAAAUGGUGAUAGGGAUCAUUGAUCAACAACAAUCUCAUAAUGUAACACUUCUUAUAAUUAUGCGAUAAGGCCCAGUGAAAUUGGCCAAGCACGACCAAUGUUUCGCUGCAACAAUAACGGACCUUGCUCGAUAGAAAUUUAUUUUGGCGAAAAUCGAAUGACGAUUGUACGUUGAAAUUGAUUCGAAUGAUUUUCACGGAAGCGAGAGAGCCUUCACGGAUCGUCGCUGUUACAGGUAUGAGAUUGUUGAAGACAGCAAAAUGCAUGUCUAGCGUAAGAACAUAUUGACGAUGUAAUGUAAUUCUUUAUAAGCAGCUGGCUACACAAAGACGAUUAUUCCGAUUUCUCCCGACAGCUUAUUGACGCAUUUCUCAAUUUACAUUAUAUGGGGCUAUAUUGCGAAUAGUCCGUUAUGAUUAAGUUAUGAAACUCGUGAUGCCGUAGAGAGACAACGGGAACGUGGAUCAUGUUCAGUUAAUCAAAUUAGACGUUGCAAGGGUACAAAUUGUUGUAAUCCACGAACAAAGUUCAAAUAAGUGUUCAAUACCCAAUCUCGUCUGAUUUUCGAGGAAACAGGAAUUAGAGGUCAGAAGGAUGUAACAUUAUUUACAGAGCAUUUGCGCGACACACACAUAGCGCUAGCUGAAUUAUAAUUUUAAUUGAUAUGCGUUUUAAACUCGUAAACAAUAGGCAUAUUAUAUCGAAUCUUAUACAAUAUGUUUCCCGCAAGUGAGGACGCACGAGAAACACCAAAUCUGAUUACGUUAUCAAUUAGCAUUCGUAGAGUAAUCCCGGAAAACGCCCAGCGUUAAUGCAGACAUAUUGUUUUCCUGUCUUGCUAAUCGAGAUCAAAAGAUUGUUCUGUACAACUGUUCAGUACAAAGGAAGAGUCAUAGGAUUUCUUUCCUGUUUUUUGUCAAUAAAUUAAAGAAAGUGCGCAUUAGAAAUUUGCGCGAACUAUUA